AUGGUGCUCCAAAAGGCCAUUGCCGCAGCCCGCGAGGGAGACCUGCAGAGCCUCAGGGACCUCGCCGAAUCUGGAUGUCUUACCGGCACCAUUGUGGAUGCUCAGGGGGCGGGACUGGUGCACCAUGCUGCACGCUGUGGUCAGCUGGACUGCCUUUGCUUUCUGGUGACAGAAGCAGGGCUCGAUGCUAACGCAAGGGCCCUCAAUGGAGCCACACCUGUCCAUGAUGCUGCAGCUACAGGUCACACCCGGGAACUAAAGUGGCUUGUACAGGUUGCAAGAUGUAAUGCACAGGAUCAGGAUUCUGGUGGGGCCUCUCCGCUCCAUCUCUCUGCACGGUUCGGCCGGGUGGAAGCUGUCCACUGGCUGCUGUCUCAUGCGAAUGGAGCAGAAGUGGAAACAAACUGUGGUGCUCUUCCUGCCCACUAUGCUGCAGCAAAGGGUGACCUCACCUGUUUGAAGCUGCUGAUUGGUCAAGCUCCAGGGUGUGUUAAUCGACAGACAAAUAUGGGUGCCACGCUGCUGUAUCUGGCCUGCCAGGAGGGACAUCUAUAUGUUGUGGAGUAUCUGGUGAAAGACUGUGGAGCUGACGUGCAUCUAAGAGCCCAAGAUGGUAUGACGCCAUUGCAUGCUGCAGCUCACAUGGGCCACCAUACAUUGGUGGUUUGGCUGGUGUCCUUCACAGACGUCAGCCUGUCUAGUCAAGAUAAUGAAGGGGCGACUGCUUUACACUUUGCUGCCAGUGGGGGGCAUCAUGGCAUCUUGGAGAGGUUGUUACAGAUGGGAUCGAAGGUCAAGAAGGAUUACUGGGGUGGCACUCCUCUACAUGAUGCAGCAGAGAAUGGGGAGAUAGAGUGCUGUCGAAUCCUCAUGGGUCACCAGAGCAACCCAAGGGAAAGAGAUGUAGAUGGGUUCACGGCUGCUGAUCUGGCUGAAUACAACGGCCACUUUGAGUGUGCCAGAUACCUUCGCUCUGUGGAGAGAAAUGUAAGGAUCAUUUCUUAUGCUGGGAAACUGUUUAUGGGAGAAAUGAAACUGGGAGAUGUAAAAUCCAUUGCCAGCCUUAAGAAAUCUGGAUUGACAGCAGAUUUGAUUGUUUCAAAUAAAAUGGUGGUGUUACCGACAGAGGAGGCAAAUUUGUCUGACAUUGAUUAUCUGGUACCCAUGCAUGAUGAGAAGGGCAGACCUAUAGCAGAAUGGAAGAGACAAGUGAUGGUACGACAGCUACAGGCCAGCUUAUUUGACCAAGAAACCCAGAGGUUAAAGGAGAGUGGUACUAGAUAUACAAAGAUGGACAGUUGGAGGUACUCCCAGGCUCACAAUGCCAUCCUGGGUCCAUUCGGAGAGCUUCUAACAGAAGAUGACCUCAUUUAUCUAGAGAAGCAAAUUGAGAGUGUCUCGAUGCAAAAGAACGGCGAGGGUUACGAAAUGGAGCUUGCUCGUCUGGCCGAAGAACUUCGAAACAUUCUUCCGGCACCCAUCGUUAACAUCACAGUCAACACCCAGUACAAGAACUCUACACAGACUCCCUUACCCGUUUGGUGCAACCGUAUUUCAGGCAUUGUGAAGAGUAUGUCAUUGCUUAUGACCAACCUAACAGACCAGCCCUACUGCAAAAUGCCAAACACAGAGCUUGUGAAUGUCUUCUCUCAGCCAUCAGAGAGGAAAGCCUUCAAAAGAGGCAGGAGGGAGAAGAUAGAAAAUGAGAUUCAACAGUUUGGGGUCUCUGUGAGGAACUUAAAGUCCAACUUUGAGAAUCAGAACGAUUCCUCACAAAAUGAAUCAGGGAUGACAGAAUCAUUGGGUGAACAAGAGCAAGAACCAGUAAAAAAUGGUUCAGAUGAGGUCUCUCAAAAACCAGAACAAAGACCAGAGCUUGACCAGAUUGAUGAUUCAUCUAUCGACUAUGUCAUUAGUGAUGCCAUGGAAAGUACAACCCUGCGCAAGGAACGUAUUGUGGUCUUGUUCCUGGGUCACUGGAAGAAGUCGGCUUAUACGGUGACCUUGAGAAAUGCUCAGAGAAAGCAAAGCGUUGAUUCGCUGGAUAUAUCCAAGAAGCCCAAGUGUGAACGCAAAGCUAGCUUGGAUAUCUCUCCAAAGAACGCCAUGGAAAAUGGAAAAUUGGGGCACUUCUUCAAGCAGAGAAGUGCCAUCAAUAAGAUGAUUGGGAACUGGAGAAGUAUGAUCUCAUUUGUACCGUCGCGACAAAUCCGAAGACUCAACCGGCAGCAGGCAAUUUACUCACCUGAGCAGUUCCUGCCCCGUGUGGAUGGAUCUCCCGUCGACUACGACACGCUGACACUCGACCUCUUCAUGCUUGGCUACUUUCACAUACUUGAGCUAGAUUUGCCAGCAGAUGAGAGGAAGAUGAGACACUUGCUGUGCUUUGAAGUGUUCGAUCAUGUGGGGCGAUUCACCUGGGAGACUGUGCGUGAUUUUCACAAAGCUGUAAUUCAGGACAUUGAGGCGGGGAACCGGGAAUGGAAGGAUGGAUUUGAGGACAUUAAAGUAAAGUUAUUCAGAGAUGUAUCAGGCCAACCAGAGCUUGAACGCUCAGAAAAGACGACAAUGGUAGAAACGAGGCCUGUGCCUAAAGUCAUUAUACAGACGCCUACCCCAGAUGAGAGCGAUGUCCUGAAAAAUAAUGCAGAUAUUAGUAGUCUGACUAAUGAGGAGAUUUGCAAA
Molecule: messenger RNA, 2685 nt
Organism: Sinocyclocheilus grahami
Lineage: Eukaryota; Metazoa; Chordata; Actinopteri; Cypriniformes; Cyprinidae
Product: espin-like protein
Exons: 8
Biological process (GO): actin filament bundle assembly
Cellular component (GO): cytoplasm
Molecular function (GO): actin filament binding
Source: RefSeq, a predicted model, not a curated record